Molecule: messenger RNA, 480 nt
Organism: Macrosiphum euphorbiae (potato aphid)
Lineage: Eukaryota; Metazoa; Arthropoda; Insecta; Hemiptera; Aphididae
Source: the annotation of a GenBank genome assembly
AUGGAUAUUGUAGCUCGUUGGCCCGGGUCUUGCCAUGAUCAAACAAUAUUUAAAAAAUCAAAGGUAUAUACCCAAUUAAUCAGUGGCAAAUGGGGAAAUGGUUUGAUUGUAGCGGACAGUGGUUAUGCUAAUUCUCGUCACAUUGUCACACCUUUCAUUAAUCCUCAAAAUCGCAUUGAACAGCUGUACAACGAAUCAAUUAUAAGAACUAGAAAUCCUGUAGAAAGGUCAUAUGGAGUUCUAAAACGCAGAUUUCCAGUAUUAUCUUUAGGAUUACGGUUAAAGUUACAAACAACUCAGGCAGUUAUUGUUGCUUGCUGUGUUUUACACAACAUUGCUUGUGACAACAAUGAUCUAGAUCCACCAAAAUUAUUAGAUUUAUUUUUACCAGAAAAUGAAAAUAUAAAUAUAAUAGAAGAACUGAUUGAAGAAGGAAAUGCAAGACAACAAUUAGUGGUUGAUUACUUUGCACAUUUGUAG